Messenger RNA from Kwoniella botswanensis, 1434 nucleotides. RefSeq lists its product as uncharacterized. Lineage: Eukaryota; Fungi; Basidiomycota; Tremellomycetes; Tremellales; Cryptococcaceae. The record is from RefSeq and is a predicted model, not a curated record. Bases 1 to 1434 code for a protein of 477 amino acids. Gene Ontology annotation, molecular function: L-fuconate dehydratase activity; magnesium ion binding. The transcript has 11 exons. Gene Ontology annotation, biological process: carbohydrate catabolic process; amino acid catabolic process.
AUGUCUGGUCUCAAGAUCACAGAGUUCUCCGUUCAUGACAUUCGUUUCCCCACCAACGUCACUGGUGAUGGUACCGAUGCCAUGAACAAAGAGUGUGAUUACUCUGCUGCUUACAUCGUACUCAAGACCAACUCUGACCUCAAAGGUCAAGGUAUGACAUUUACCAUUGGUAGAGGUAACGAUAUCGUGUGUUAUGCCAUCGAACAGAUCGCCAACCGAAUCGUCGGUAAAGAAUUGGAUCCUAUCUUCAAUGAUAUGGGUGCUUUCUUUGAUUUCCUCGUAUCUGACCCUCAACAUCGAUGGUUGGGUCCCGAGAAAGGUGUAAUCCACCUCGCUACAGCAGCAGUCAACAAUGCUGUAUGGGAUCUGUUAGCCAAACACGAGAAGAAACCAUUAUGGAAAUUGGUUGUUGACUGGACACCAGAACAAUUCGUCAAAGCCACUUCAUUCCGAUACAUCACCGAUGCCAUUACUAAGGAAGAAGCUUUAGCUCUCCUCAAAGAGAAAGAAGCCGGUAAGAAGGCAAGAGAAGAGGAAGUUAUCAAGAAAGGUUAUCCUGCGUACACCACUUCGGUCGGAUGGUUAGGUUACUCUGAUGAGAAGGUUGUGAGAUUGACUAAGGAAGCUUUGAAUCAAGGUUUCAACCAUUUCAAGCUCAAGGUCGGUGCUGAUCCCGAAGAUGAUCUCCGACGAGGACGACUCAUUCGAUCGAUCAUCGAUGACAAAGCCAACUUACCUGCUGGUCGAGUGAUUGAACCUCGAACUAUUGAAGGGAAGAAUGCCGGUCCAGCAGGAUGUGUCUUGAUGGUAGAUGCCAAUCAGGUAUGGGACGUCCCUCAAGCUAUCGAAUAUAUGAAAAAGCUCGAACCCCUCAAACCAUGGUUCAUCGAAGAGCCCACCGCUCCAGAUGACGCAGUGGGUCACGCUGCUAUCCGAAAAGCCCUCAAGGAGAUAAACAUCGGUGUGGCUACCGGUGAACAUGCCCAUAAUCGAAUGGUAUUCAAACAAUUGUUACAACUUGAUGCUAUAGAUGUCUGUCAGAUCGAUUCAUGCAGAGUUGGAGGUGUGAACGAGUUGUUAUCUAUCAUGCUUAUGGCUGCCAAAUAUGGUGUACCCGUUUGUCCACAUGCAGGAGGUGUCGGUUUAUGUGAAUAUGUCAUCCACUUAUCGUUGAUUGAUUAUAUUUGUGUGUCAGGUGAAAUGGAACGAAACGUCUUGGAGUUCGUAGACCACUUACACGAACACUUCUUGUACCCCGUAUCUAUCAACUCUCAAGGUCGAUACAACGUUCCAUUAGAUCCUAAAGGUGGAUACUCCAUUGACAUGUACGAGCAAUCGAUGAAGGAGUACACUUACCCCGAAGGUUCUUAUUGGGUUGCAGCCGCAGAAGCUGAAAAGAGAGGUGAAGCUCCUCCUAUCCCAAAACAUCUGUAA